AGGAGAGACAUCUUCGCACCGUGCCGACAGAGAAAGUAGUUUGGUGGUGGUGAGAUGAGAAAGAUGACAUCAUGAUGUGAUGCAAACGUGCUUUUUGCAAGUAUUUGGUCAUGAACAUCCUUCUUUGUAACCAAAAGCAACAUCCACUUCCUUUUAUCGUUGUGGCCGUUUGAUUCCAAAUGAAGCGUCUGGUUAACAUUGCGGCCGGUGUUAUUUGAAUCAAUUGUACAUUCAUGUGUUCAUACUGAGGGUGGCGUUUUGGACAAGUAGUGAGCACCCCCGACCCACUCAUAGUUCUGAAUGUAUUCAUUUGGUACGACAACGCAGUCCAAAAACCUGCAUGUUGCUCUCACGCUAAAAUGUGCAUGUGAGUGUAAAUGUUUGUUUGUAGCUUCUCCGUGAAAGUCAGCUGGCGUAGGCUCCAAGCGGACCAAUGGAUAGAAUACGCACGCCCACUACAAUGGAACAUUUCUUUUCUACAAACAAUGUCUCUUUGUUCAUCUAGCUUUGCUAAGAACAUCGUAACGGACUAGACCGAACGAGAGCGAUGUUUUCUAUGUUUAGACGUGUAUGAUUUUUUUUUUUUUUUUUUAAUAAUGUCCAAAGUGCUGUAUUGAACGACCGUGCGUUCAUAUACUCCACAGGUGUGAAAGUCAAGGCCCGGGGGCCAGAUAGGGCCCGCCACAUCAUUUGAUGUGGCCCGCCAAGACAAAUUGUGCAUCAAAUUUGUGUGUCACUUUUAGAAUUGCAAAUUGUCGUCACUUUUAAUCCUAUCUUUCUUUUUUUAACUCGUCUGAUUUGAAAACGAGUUAUUUGUCAGCUUUUACUGUAUAUAAUAUGAGGUGCUCGUAUAUUGAUUUGGGUUGAAAGUCAUAAUGGCCUUCCGAAAGAAGCUCUGACUACAAAAAAUGACUUGGACACCCCUGAUCUACUCCAUACAUAGGUAAAAGUGCCAUUCAGACGAUGGACUGCAGAGGGCGCUAUUACACCACAGAUGCGUGUAAAUGCGUGAAAGAAGAAGAAACCUCCGCUGAUUAGCGGGUCUCUGCUCCACCUGACCGCAAUUGAGACCCAGUGGUGCGUGAAAGUAAAAUGUGUGCGUCAAAUCCUCGUUUGACGUACAGCUUCAAAUGAAACGAAAACGAAGCUAUUCAUAGAUGUUCCGAACUAUUCGAAUCAGGUGAGAUUUGGCCUAGCAGCUUCGCGCAAAGGCCAGCUAACUUGCUAGCUAUUAGCUAGUUUUGGUUUGGUCAAAACACUUUGGUGAAUGAUCGGUUUCUGUUGUAUUAGCUGUCAGAAUAUCUCCUAUCUUUUGACAAAGUUUGUCAGGUAACUGAAAAGCAAAAAAAAGUGAGUUUAAUUUCUCAAAAGUUUUGCUUGCUCUUUAAGUGGACUCAAGUAGCAUUCCACUGUUGUCAUCAAAUAAUUAAGAACAUUUUGCAAAAGAAAAAAGCUUUGGGUCUAUCGAUGUGAAGUUUAGCAGAAGACUCAUAUGUGAGCUUCGUAUUGUCUUACUCACCAGUUAUCUUCCACCACCAACUGUACGGGAUUCCGUCUGGCUCUGACGGAGAUGGAUGACGGUGAUAACCGGAGGGCUUCUGGCUCCGAGCAAAGGCGUAUGGCGACCAAAGCCUCCUACAGUGACUGUCAGAUAGCAGUAAGAGAUCACCUUGGGGCACAGCCGACCCCUUAUGAUUGCUAUGAGGAAUUCUUCAGCGGCAGCCAGACUUCCAUCCAUUUGGUCGGUGCGCUCGGGACUUUCUCAGGGCAGCACAGCGAUUUAGUGAAACAAGGUUACUUGGGCAAGCUUGAGAGGGCCCACAGAAGAUAUUUUGUCCUCAGAGCAGGAAGUCACACCGGACCGAGUCGACUUGAGUGGUACAAGUCCCUGGAGAAGUUUGCAACAACGAAGAAGUCCUCUGGGAAAUAUGCGCUUUUUGGGCCCAGCAAGCAAGGGGUGAUUUACCUGAGGUCCUGCAUUGGUGUGGGCUGCCUUUGUAGUUUGAGUAAAGGCCUCACGGUGGCGCUGUAUGCUCAAGACCAGACAAUGGUCCUGGUGGCAGACAGCCAGCAGGAUCAAGAGGCGUGGUACCUUUCCAUCAAAGAACUGAUGGAGGAGCAUAGAGAUGAAGAUCAGGCGCGUGAUGAUGAGGACGACGGCUAUUGCACUUUGCCACCUGCGGGCUUCUUCAAAGAGGUUUGGCCCGUCUGUGUGAAUCCGCGAGGUCUUGGCCGCUCAAAGUCUUUGUCAGGUGAGCUCCGCCUCUGCCUCACCGCAACCUCUCUCCUCCUGGUCCGAAUGAGCGCGUGCAGCCAUUUGCCCUCGGUUACGAUACCUCUGCUCACCGUGCGCCGCUUCGGCCACUUGGAGGACUCCUUUUUCCUGGAGCUCGGCCGGUCCGCGCCGCUCGGUCCAGGGGAGCUCUGGUUUGAAGCCAGAGACCAAGCGCAGCACAUUCACGAAGCGGUUCGGGAUACGGUCCGAGCGCUGCGGGCGCUUCCGGAUUUCGGCCGCUCGCCCGUUUCCAAGCACGAUCCGCUCCUGGUCCCCAAACGCUGUCGACCCAAAUACGGAGAGAAGAAAAGCCUGGCCGCUCAGACAGGCCCAACGCAGUACCAGCGAACCGACGGAGCGGAACCUCAAUCUCCCGUGAGCUUGCAAAGCAUGGCCUUGCCCGAGCCCGGUCGCUACAUGGACAUGAGGAAGCAGCCCCCUGCUGGUGGUGAACGUCGUGAAGGGGAGGGCGUCGAUUACAUGAUGAUGUCGCCGCAGGUCAGCCGCAGCUCCUGCUUGUUGCCUCAGGAUGCUUAUGUUACCAUGUCGAGCCCUCAGAAACAAGACUCGCCAGUCUCACCUCAAAGUGGAGGCAAUAGAUGUACUUCUUUGUACACAUCGCCUUGGCCGACCAAUGAUUGGUCACAGGACACUCCAAGCCACAACGCUCGACUGCCAACGGCGUUUGGGCCCACUCGUUCACCUAAAGGACACGCCGACACUUCUGGACUGAUGACCCCAUUUGUCCAAAGGAAAAAACGAUUGGCCGUUCGAUCUCGACUUGCAUCAUGUCUGCCAUCGUGCCUGCUCGCCGAGGACUGAUCCGGAAGGCUAAUUUGUGUUGUCGAGACGACGCAUCCUGGUACGUAUUCAUGCUGGCUCGCCAUGUGACUUCUUGGUCACGUUAGCGUAAGGGGGCAGAACGCUGCAAAGUUGAUCACCGCCUGGGUGUGGCUUUCACUGAAUGAUGUUUGACGGUUGUACAGCGUGUAUGAAUUAAAGUCACUUGAAUGCA
This is a messenger RNA of Syngnathus typhle (broad-nosed pipefish), 3290 nucleotides long. RefSeq names its product insulin receptor substrate 2-A-like. Gene Ontology annotation, biological process: insulin receptor signaling pathway. Lineage: Eukaryota; Metazoa; Chordata; Actinopteri; Syngnathiformes; Syngnathidae. The record is from RefSeq and is a predicted model, not a curated record. Gene Ontology annotation, cellular component: cytosol; plasma membrane. The transcript is spliced from 5 exons. Bases 1571 to 3097 code for a protein of 508 amino acids. Gene Ontology annotation, molecular function: phosphatidylinositol 3-kinase binding; insulin receptor binding.